Zychaea mexicana is the source of this 438-nucleotide messenger RNA. RefSeq lists its product as uncharacterized. Lineage: Eukaryota; Fungi; Mucoromycota; Mucoromycetes; Mucorales; Lichtheimiaceae. The record is from RefSeq and is a predicted model, not a curated record. The transcript has 2 exons. The coding region runs from base 84 to 323 and encodes 79 amino acids.
UUGCUCUCGGAAAAGGCGCGCAGGAACAAGGCGGGCAAAAAAAAACAGACGCUAUUGGGUAUAACGGCGUAAUCGCGAUCAUUAUGCCAAAAAAAAAAAGCCAGCAACCUUUUUAUUUGAAUUGUGUCACUUUCUGCUUAAGCCGUCUUGUCUCUGUACUCCUUUUCUUUCUAAGCACAGAGUACGAGAGUAGUCAAGUGAAGCGCGCGUGUAUCCUAUGUGUGUGUGUGUGUGUUUCAGGAAGCGUAAAGACCAUGUUUGUCCCUAUGAUGGUCAAGACAGGCAUAGUUCAUUUGUUGGCAUGGCGACGUGUGCCUGAUUGAUCGCUGUAUGAAAAACUAAACACAGGAACCCGAAUGGUCCGGUAUACACUAGAUUAGAUUGGUAUCAAACAAGAAAACGACUUGUCGGUGUUAUUAUAGUUUGUAUGACUUGAAG